This is a messenger RNA of Juglans regia (Persian walnut), 1170 nucleotides long. RefSeq names its product mediator of RNA polymerase II transcription subunit 6-like. The record is from RefSeq and is a predicted model, not a curated record. Gene Ontology annotation, biological process: regulation of transcription by RNA polymerase II. Gene Ontology annotation, molecular function: transcription coactivator activity. Bases 73 to 843 code for a protein of 256 amino acids. Lineage: Eukaryota; Viridiplantae; Streptophyta; Magnoliopsida; Fagales; Juglandaceae. The transcript has 5 exons. Gene Ontology annotation, cellular component: core mediator complex; mediator complex.
CCUUUCAUCGCAUCCACUAGUCGUACGUACACACACGACCCGACUGACAGAUUAACAAACCGAGCCAGCUUGAUGGCGACUCCACCGGUGGCUUCUGUUCCGCCGGCGAACCAGGGGUUGGAAGGCGGCCAACCAGCUCCGCCAGCGCCUCCGGGAACUGACAUGACAGGAAUAUGCUUCAGGGACCAGCUGUGGCUCAACACCUACCCUCUCGACCGCAACCUCGUCUUCGAUUACUUCGCCCUCUCACCCUUCUACGACUGGACCUGCAACAACGAGCAGCUUCGCAUGCGCUCCAUUCACCCACUUGAUCUCUCCCACCUCUCGAAAAUGGCAGGUAUAGAAUACAUGCUAUAUGAAGUUAUGGAGCCCCAUCUAUUUGUUAUCCGCAAGCAAAAGAGGGAUGGUCCUGAAAAGGUUACACCGAUGCUCACUUAUUAUGUUUUGGAUGGCUCGAUUUACCAAGCACCCCAACUUUGCAAUGUUUUUGCUGCUCGAGUUGGGCGGGCUCUGUAUUAUAUAUCUAAGGCUUUUACUACUGCUGCCUCAAAGUUGGAGAAGAUUGGAUAUGUUGAUGCUGAAAAUGACAGUGCAGCCUUGGAAUCGAAGGUUGCUAAAGAAACUAUUGAUUUUAAGGAAGUUAAGCGAGUAGAUCAUAUUCUUGCAUCCUUGCAACGCAAGUUACCUCCGGCUCCCCCACCACCACCAUUUCCAGAAGGUUAUGUGCCCCCUCACACUGCCGAUGCAGAGAAGGGACCUGAAGGCCCACAAUCAGGAGAACCGCAAGCUCCUUCAGUUGACCCCAUCAUCGAUCAAGGUCCAGCUAAAAGAAUGAAAAUUUGAAGAACAUCCAGUUCCCAGAUUUAUCAGCAUCCAAGAGUAUAUUGGACGUGGAUGCUACCUUCGAGAGAUGAAUUUUUCAUGCAGCUAAGUCCUGACUUAAAUGUCUUCCAAAGUCCCUUUUGUUGGUUAUUAAAACUUCACCAUUUGAAGUUCUGGUCAUGAUCCGUAUUAAAGGUUAGCGUGAUAUAACAUGUAUGCCGACAAUGCACCUAACAUGUGUAAGUUCAAACUAACAUAUUAAUUUUCUCUUGUACCAUAUCUCCAUUUUGAGGAUUGAGUGUAAACAUUUUGCAUUUAAGCUUUUGGUCAAACAGAUGUAAUGGGAUA